CCGGCUAUCUGAAAUCAGUAGAAACCGACUUUGGGGAGUGCAAAUAGCACAUGCAGUUUGGGCAAAAUUAAAGGUUUAAAAAGCCUCGGAAGGGUUCGUGCGAUCUGCUGAGUUGAAGAAAGAAAGAACUCAAGUGAUUGGUGGAAGAAUUCGAGAAUGGUAGCAACGAACGUGAAGGCAGAAACAAGUUCACUGAUGGAAAAGCGGAGUUGGUUAGAGGCUGAAAUGAAUACCAUCAUAGCUCGUCUCUCUCAGCCCGGCGCUCCUGGUCUCUCCGGCAACCUCCUUGAUUCUGAGGGUUUUCCUCGUUCCGAUAUUGACGUUCCAAUUGUUCGAGCCGAACGACGUCGCCUUGCAGAGCUGCGUAAUGACUACACGGAUAUAACUGAGAAGAUUAAUCAAAAUAUACAAAUUUUGCAUUCAGCUAGACUUGGAAAUAAUAAUAGAUCAUCGCCUUUCAAAAAUUCAGACAAUGAUGAUGGCUCAGACAUACAGACCUCAUCAACUGUAGAAACUGUUGCAUCAACACCAUCACAAAAUGUCCUUCUAAGUCUUUCCCCCAACUCGAUGGAUGUGGAUGUGUUGGUCAGUAGACCCUUUGCAGUAGUUGACGAGAUAGCAGAUGCAUCACCGGCGGUGGAGGAUGGUUUACAGCUUGGAGAUCAAAUUUUGAAAUUUGGCAAUGUCGAAGCAGGUGAUAAUUUGAUCCAGAGGCUGGCUUCUGAGGCCCAGUCAAGCAUGGGUCAAACAGUACCAGUUGUCAUCAUGAGGCAAGGCACAGUGAUCAACUUAACCAUCACACCUAGAACAUGGCAAGGCAGAGGAUUACUGGGAUGUCAUUUUCGGAUCUUGUAGAUGCUGUGCUGUGAUUUAAACAUUUCAUAAUGGUGGUGACAGUUUGUUUCUUCUGUGGAAUUUCCUGUGCGUAGUUCCUUACCUUUUGUUAUGUUACUAGUCUUCGCACUACUCUGUUAAAUUAUGUAAUAGAUAAUAACAGCUGACCUUUGAUUAUGGUGUUCAAUUAACUCAAUUAUGUGCUAUACAUCCUUUUUAAUUUCUUUUGGU
This is a messenger RNA of Cicer arietinum (chickpea), 1065 nucleotides long. RefSeq lists its product as uncharacterized. The record is from RefSeq and is a predicted model, not a curated record. NCBI's taxonomy places the organism in Eukaryota, Viridiplantae, Streptophyta, Magnoliopsida, Fabales, Fabaceae. Gene Ontology annotation, cellular component: nucleus; cytoplasm. Gene Ontology annotation, biological process: proteasome regulatory particle assembly. Gene Ontology annotation, molecular function: protein binding.